AUGUCCACCACGCAACCCUCUGCUUCCGCGUCGACUACGGCGGCGGCUCCGAAUCUUCGCAAGCGCCGCUUUCCCUAUACCCAGGUUGCAUGCGACGAGUGCCAACGACGCAAGCGAAAAUGCUCUGGCGAACGGCCCUGCAAGGGCUGCCGAGACAGCAACGCCACUUGUCUCUUUGAACGCAACACGCGAUUCAGGUCGGGAAGCAGGCGACAGAGCAAUGAGGGCCACAAAGUUCCUCUGCCCAAAGGCCGGCUCGCGAGCCGCUCCAGCGAUGCAGCCCGGACCACGCCCGCUGCCCCAGGCACCUCCGAGUACUACCUGAAGCUCGCUGGAAAGUUCCUGGCCUCGUCAAGACCCCAACUGGACCAUCUGGCAGAACCCGCUGUCGAGACCACCGGCGUCGACGUCCGCUCUCUCCAGCGCCUCACCGAUCACCGUCGCGCGGGCGACCCAGCCGACAUUCUUGGCCUGCUCAGCGAGAUGCAAUGGGCCGGCAUCUUGCAGAGCUACCAGGAAGAAUGCGGUCUUCAGUACCCAUGCCUGGACCUCGAGGAGCUGAACCACGAAAUACGAGCGGCGAACCGCAGCAUACCCGGGCCCAACCAUCCGCUUGGUGGCCGCAGCAGGUCCGACGCUGCCAUGCAUAGGCAACAGCUUGGAGACAUUGCCCUGUUGGUCUGCGCCAUCGUUUCCAUUCUUGCCGACCCCAAAGCCAUUGACGUCGCCGACGCGACCGUCGAUGAGAUUCACGCCGCCGCCCUAGUCAAGACGCAUCUGAGCAGCAUUGACCUGGACGACCUAACUCUGUUGGUCUUGACUAGCAUAUACUUCUUCCUCAGCGACAGAGAGCAGCAAGCCUGGCGGGCGAUUGGCAUGGUCAUGAGGUUGCUCCAGGAGUUGGGCUACCACACCUCCAGAAGCUCCGGUGCGGGGGGCGAGCAGCUCAAAGACCGAGGCGAGAGGCUCUUUUGGACCGUCUACACACUCGACCAUCGGUGGAGUUUUGGCACGGGAUUACCCUUUGGUAUCCAAGAUUCUGACAUUGACCAUAACCCGACGUUUGCCGACAACUCCAUAUCGUCGGCGUACGUGAAGCACAUGGUGGCGUAUUGCCGCAUCGCCUCGGACGUCCGCAAGUCGAUCCAGGAGCAAUCGGCGUCCACCCAGGGCAUCCAAGAUUCGACGCGAGACUUCCUCGACUUUCGCGUCAUCGAGUGGCGCCGAAACCUCCCCGCACGACUUCAGUUCCAGGGUCCCGAGGACAAGUUCAGCCCCAGCGAGGAGAACCGCGGCCACUAUCGCAUACGGUUGACCCUGUAUCUCCGAGGCAACCAGAUGAGGACGAUUAUCCACAGGAAAUCGUCGGUGCGCCCGGGUACAAGCAGCCUGGACCCGUCCAAUGCAAACAUCAUGGCUCAGGUGGCCCAGGACACGAUCCGCGUACUCGUCGGCCUGGCUCGCGACACGGACAUUUACCGCGCUCAGCACAGAACCUUUAACCACUUUCUGCAGACGGCACUAUCGUCGCUCCUGCUGGCCAUGUGCUGCACCGGCGACGUCGACAUGAACACCUGCCUGCGAGACGCGCACGAUGCCAUGGACCUGGUGAAGCGGCUGUCGACCGAAUCCCCCAUCACGAGGCGGCUGCUGGACAAAUUGCAAUACGUGCAGGAUACGCUGAGCAAUCUCAGGCCCCCCCCUUCCGAGGGCGUGCGGCGAAAGAGCCCAAAGCCGACGCGCCAGGCAAAAUCGAGACGCGCGCGGCCAUCGACGUAUCCUGACGCUGCAGACGCCCUGGUGAACUUGCGCGACCAGCACGUUGCGGCGCCGCCGCCGCCCCAGGCUGCAGUGCCGAUGGCAGAUAUUACGUCUCCGACCGACGUAAUGCCGAGCCCGUCGAUGCCGCGGGCAUCGUUCGGGGGCGACUCCUUUGCGGGCGUCUCCCCGUAUGCGCCGACGCCGUCGACAUCGUCCGACUCCUUCCCUUCCGGCCAACCCAACUUUCCACUAGGCCUUCCCCAAGGCCUCGACUUUCCUGAUGCAACGCAAUAUGCGUCCGGGUAUCUGACGCUCAUGCGGUUCCCGGAGCUGGGCGAAAUUUUGAACGAUUACGAGAACAACUUUACAUUUUAG
This is a messenger RNA of Purpureocillium lilacinum, 2136 nucleotides long. RefSeq lists its product as uncharacterized. The record is from RefSeq and is a predicted model, not a curated record. Gene Ontology annotation, molecular function: zinc ion binding; RNA polymerase II cis-regulatory region sequence-specific DNA binding; DNA-binding transcription factor activity, RNA polymerase II-specific. Gene Ontology annotation, cellular component: nucleus. NCBI's taxonomy places the organism in Eukaryota, Fungi, Ascomycota, Sordariomycetes, Hypocreales, Ophiocordycipitaceae. Gene Ontology annotation, biological process: DNA-templated transcription; positive regulation of transcription from RNA polymerase II promoter by galactose.